Messenger RNA from Cryptomeria japonica (Japanese cedar), 1490 nucleotides. RefSeq names its product deoxyhypusine hydroxylase. Gene Ontology annotation, biological process: peptidyl-hypusine biosynthetic process. The record is from RefSeq and is a predicted model, not a curated record. Lineage: Eukaryota; Viridiplantae; Streptophyta; Pinopsida; Cupressales; Cupressaceae. The transcript is spliced from 7 exons. Gene Ontology annotation, molecular function: deoxyhypusine monooxygenase activity. Bases 233 to 1189 code for a protein of 318 amino acids.
CUUUCCACCAAGCCGACAACAAUUCCUUAGCCAAAAGAGAGUUAUUCCUCAGUAUCGAAUUGACGAGAAUCGGUCCACAGGAAUAUUUAUAACUUGGAUGGCUUCCAAUUUAUCCCCAGGAUAGCUUCGAAUAAUAUUAAACGACACGCUAAUUUUGCCCUACUGGUAUCCGCUAUAUAUUUUCAUAUUUGCAAAAUUGUGAUCGUGUUGGCGGGUGUCAGAAUAAUAAGAAAUGGAGGACGAGGCAUCGCCAUUGCCCGCGUUCGAAGCUUCUUUCUCAGUUCAACAGUUGUUAGCAGAUCGGCUGCUCGACCAAGCGUUUCCCAUUUCUGAACGCUUCCGAGCUCUCUUUUCCCUUCGCAAUCUUAAAGGUUCAAUUCCGCGCCAGGCACUUAUUGUUGCAACCAGAGAUUCUUCGAAUUUGUUGGCACACGAGGCAGCAUUUGCACUGGGACAAAUGCAAGAUGCAGAAGCAGUUCCGGCUCUCAAAGAUCUUUUGCUGGAUUACUCGAUUCAUCCUAUUGUUCGCCAUGAGGCAGCAGAGGCCCUUGGGGCUAUUGGGCUGGAUGAUUAUGUACCCCUCUUGCAGAAUAGCUUAAAGUUAGAUCCAGCACAGGAAGUGCAAGAAACAUGCGAAUUGGCACUUAAACGCAUUGAGAAAAGUAGGCAUAAAAAUGCAACUAAAGAAAUUAUCACAGAAGACAAGUCUCCUUUCCUGUCUGUCGAUCCUGCAGUGCCUGCAUCUUCUGAGACUAGCAUAGAGGAACUCAGGAAAGAGCUUUUGGAUGAAGAAAAAGGUAUGUAUGAGCGCUAUGCUGCAUUAUUUGCACUGCGAAAUCAUGGAGGAGCUGAAGCCGUUGAUGCUAUUGUUGCAGCAUUACAAGCUCAAAGUGCACUGCUUCGACAUGAGGUAGCCUAUGUAUUAGGACAAUUACAAGAUAAAGUUGCUUCUACUGCACUCACAGAAAUCUUAAAAGAUCUUAAUGAGCAUCCCAUGGUUCGGCACGAAGCUGCUGAAGCACUUGGUUCCAUAGCUGAUAACGAAAGCAUUAUGUUACUUAAAGAGUAUGAAAAAGAUCCCGAACCUAUCGUGUCACAAAGCUGUGAAGUGGCACUUAGCAUGCUCGAGUUUGAGCAAUCUGGCAAAUCAUUUGAGUUCUUGUUCCUGGAGUCACCACAGGUGCAUUAACAUCAUAGCAGACUAUCACUAACUUAUUUUCUUUAUUUAAUAAAGUAUAAACUAAUUCAAUAUUUGGUCUUUAGCUGUUAUUGCUAAUUUUCAGCAUGCUUAAAAUUGAGCUGUUCGCUUAGCAAUUAUCCUUUAGAAAAAGUUGUUAAGACUGAAUUGCAGCAAUUUUCUAUGAGUAUUUAUAAUCGAUUAUAUAACUAAUGUGGGUUUGAAAUGCUUUUCUUAGAUGAUAAAUAAAAACUAUUGUAUUAUAUAACAUUGUUACUGGUCAGAAACCAUCAAAUUGCAAGUAUUUGAUUUA